CCAGCAGGCGAUGAUGUGCAGAGUCACCAUGGUGUUGCUUUUGCCGAUGCUGGUGUGGGCGGGGACAGAAUGCCAAGCUCACUGUUUCCUUACCAACAUCUCCUUCACCGUGGAGAGCGACGAGUGUAGCAGCUGCAUCACCAUCAACACCACAGCCUGCGCCGGCCUCUGUAAGACCCAGCAGCGAGCGUAUCGCAGCCCGAUUGAACCGUACUUACAGGACACCUGUAAUUUCGAGAACUGGACAUAUGAGACUAUCCAGCUGCCAGGCUGUGCUCCGGGAGUUGACUCGUCCUUCACCUACCCUGUGGCCCUGAGCUGUAAGUGCAGCCAGUGUAACACAGAAAACACAGACUGCGGCACUUUCAGCAUGCAGCCAAAUAGCUGCCACACACAUGCCUACUACUGA
Molecule: messenger RNA, 409 nt
Organism: Tachysurus vachellii
Lineage: Eukaryota; Metazoa; Chordata; Actinopteri; Siluriformes; Bagridae
Gene: fshb
Product: follicle stimulating hormone subunit beta
Exons: 3
Coding region: 11-409 (132 amino acids)
Biological process (GO): ovulation; G protein-coupled receptor signaling pathway
Cellular component (GO): extracellular region; cytoplasm
Molecular function (GO): hormone activity
Source: RefSeq, a predicted model, not a curated record